Yamadazyma tenuis ATCC 10573 is the source of this 830-nucleotide messenger RNA. NCBI's taxonomy places the organism in Eukaryota, Fungi, Ascomycota, Pichiomycetes, Serinales, Debaryomycetaceae. The record is from RefSeq and is a predicted model, not a curated record.
UACCAACAGCAUCUUUGAAGGGAAGUUCAAGAUUUGGGUCCAUUUGACCUUGUCUUUCCAAAUACAAGAUAUUUCCUAUCCAAGACUUUUCAUUUAACACUUCUUCAUCGUCCAAGUCCACAUAGUUCAAGCUGACUCUGUACUUUUGGAAUCUUUCAGGAAUAUCGAUGAUUCUAAUUAAGUUAUCCUCUUCGGUCAACAUACGUUCUUUCAACUCGGCAUGCUCAAAGACUUCGUCCAAGGUAGUUGGCUCCAUACUCUCGGCAUUACCAUCAUCUUCGAUUUCCUGGGCUUCCAAAGCCCAGUCAUAUUCAUUUCCACUUCCAAAUACUUCGAAUAAUUGCUGUAAACUUUCUCUGUCGACGCUGGACAACUUAGAAGUAUCCAAUCUGGGGCCCUGCCUACUCUUUUCGCAUCUUUGCUUUCGCUUGUGCUUUCUCUUUUUCUUCUUGGAGGAUUCUAUUUCUUCUUCGUCUUCUUCAUCGACAAUGAAGCCUUCACGUACUUUGUUGAUGGCUUCUUCAUCGUCGUCCUCAUCUUCGUCUUCUUCAGAAGAGUCAUCAUUCAUGACAUCAUCUCCUUCGCCUUCGGACGAAUGCUGUUCAGAUUCUUGAUCUCUGAUUUCUUUCUCCUCUUCUUCCUUGGCCAUUGUGUCGAACUACUGUUGGGGUGAUGGCUGUAAGAUACUGGAAGGUUGAGCUUGUGAAAUUAGGGGUUUCUAUCUCACUUUACUAUACAGUGUUUGUUCACACCACUAAUAAUAUAGAUGAAUGGCACGCAAUCAAUGCAGUUAUAAUGGUAUACAACUAGCGGUUGACUGUUACUAGUGA